This is a messenger RNA of Lasiodiplodia theobromae, 693 nucleotides long. Its product is annotated as Glutamyl-trna reductase. Gene Ontology annotation, cellular component: Mis6-Sim4 complex. Bases 1 to 693 code for a protein of 230 amino acids. Lineage: Eukaryota; Fungi; Ascomycota; Dothideomycetes; Botryosphaeriales; Botryosphaeriaceae. The transcript has a single exon. The record is from RefSeq and is a predicted model, not a curated record.
AUGCCUCAGUCUUCCGCUCUAUCCUUCACCAUACCAGUUCUAACCCAACCAGUCAACCGCCUCCUCCGCCGCCACACCAAGUCCGCCUACCCCUCCCUCGCCAUCCGCCACGUCGCUGAGCAAAUCGACGCCCUCUACUGGGCCGCUGGCGCCCCACCGCUCUCCAUCGAGCCUCACGAUGACUCUUCCCUCUCCUUCCACCCCGAACAACCAACAACACCCACACCAACCCCCCUCAUCGACCCUCUCCACCCCUCCGCCGACCUCGCCGCCCCCUCCACCAUCGCCGCACUACCGCCUACCUGGACCGAAGCAGACGCCAACGCCACCGAUGCGUCAGACAAAGAUGCCGCCGCCGCAGCGCGCUACGAGCAGCUCGUCGCGCGGCUGCAGGAGCUGGAUGAGCGGCGGCGCGCAGCGCGCAGGCGGCUGGAGAGGGCCAGGGAGGUGCGCGAGCGGGUCGGCGCGCCGCUGCGGGCGCCGCGGGAGAACGUGCAGGCGAAUCUGGUGACGAGGGAUGGGGAGCUGAGUCGGGCGGUGGCGGAGGCGAAGACGUUGGGUGUACGGGUUGGCGCGAGGGUGGGGGCGUGGGCGGAGGGGAGGGAAGGGGUGGAGGGGGAUGGGAGCGAGGUGGUGGGUGGGAGGAGUAAGGAGGUGGAGAGGGAGAAGUUGAGAGGGCUGUUGGAGUGGUGA